AUGAGCGCUGAAACAGAAACCUUUUCUUUCCAAGCUGAGAUCUCUCAGUUGAUGAGUUUGAUCAUCAACACUUUCUAUUCCAACAAGGAAAUUUUCUUGCGUGAAUUGAUCUCGAAUGCCUCUGAUGCUUUGGAUAAAGUGCGCUAUCAAUCCUUGACUGAUCCCUCUGUGCUCGAUUCUGAAAAGAACCUCUACAUUCGCAUCACUCCUGACAAGGAAAACAACAUUCUCUCCAUCCGUGAUACUGGUAUCGGUAUGACCAAGGCUGAUUUGGUCAACAACUUGGGUACCAUUGCAAAGUCUGGUACAAAGGCUUUUAUGGAAGCUCUCUCUUCUGGUGCUGAUAUCUCCAUGAUUGGUCAAUUUGGUGUUGGUUUCUACUCUGCUUACCUUGUUGCUGACAAGGUCCAGGUCAUCACCAAGCACAAUGAUGACGAACAAUACAUUUGGGAAUCUGCUGCUGGUGGCUCUUUCACUAUUACUCGUGAUGAGGUCAACCCCUCUCUUGGUCGCGGUACUGAAAUGCGUCUCUUCAUGAAGGAGGAUCAACUCGAAUACCUUGAUGAGAAGAAGAUCAAGGACAUUGUCAAGAAGCACUCUGAAUUCAUCUCUUAUCCCAUCCAAUUGGUCGUUGAAAAGGAAGUCGAAAAGGAAGUCUCUGAUGACGAGUCUGCUGAACCUGCCUCUGAAGGUGCCAAGAUUGAAGAGGUCACUGACGAGGAUGACAAGAAGGACGACAAGAAGAAGAAGACUAUCAAGGAAACGGUCACUGAAAACGAAGAGUUGAACAAGACCAAACCUCUCUGGACUCGCAACCCUGAAGACGUCAAGCCUGAAGAGUACUCUGAAUUCUACAAGGCCCUCACCAACGACUGGGAAGACCAAUUGGCUGUCAAGCAUUUCUCUGUAGAAGGUCAACUCGAAUUCCGUGCUAUUCUCUUUGUCCCCAAGCGUGCUCCAUUUGACAUGUUUGAAACCAAGAAGAAGAGAAACAACAUCAAGCUUUAUGUCCGUCGUGUCUUUAUCAUGGAUGACUGUGAUGAAUUGAUCCCUGAAUGGCUUGGCUUCAUCAAGGGUGUGGUUGAUUCUGAGGAUCUCCCUCUCAACAUUUCGCGUGAAAUGCUGCAACAGAACAAGAUCUUGAAGGUGAUCCGCAAGAACUUGGUCAAGAAGUGUCUCGAAAUGUUCCAAGAAAUUGCUGAAGACAAGGAGCAAUUUGAUAAGUUCUAUGAAGCCUUUGGUAAGAACAUCAAGCUCGGUAUCCACGAAGACACUCAAAACCGUGCCAAGCUCGCUGACUUGUUGCGCUACUACUCCACCAAGUCUGGCGAUGAGAUGACCUCCUUCAAGGAUUACAUUACUCGUAUGCCCGAGAAGCAAAAGAACAUCUACUAUAUUACUGGUGAAUCUCGCACUGCUGUUGAAAAUUCUCCUUUCCUCGAGGGUUUUAAGAAGAAGGGUAUUGAGGUUCUCUUGAUGACUGAUCCCAUUGAUGAGUACGCUACAACUCAAUUGAAGGAGUACGAGGAUCACAAACUGGUCUGUAUUACUAAGGAGGGUGCUGAAAUUGAAGAGGAUGAAGAGGAGAAGAAGGCUCGUGAGGCCGAACAAAAGGAGUAUGAAGGCCUUUGCAAGACUGUCAAGGAUAUUCUCGGCGACAAGGUUGAAAAGGUCGUUCUCUCCAACAUCUUGACUGAUUCUCCCUGUGUAUUGACUACUGGUCAAUUUGGUUGGUCUGCUAAUAUGGAACGUAUCAUGAAGGCUCAAGCUCUGCGUGAUUCUUCCAUGUCUAGUUACAUGGCUUCAAAGAAGACUUUGGAAUUGAACCCUAGCCACCCUAUCAUUAAGGCUCUUCGUGCCAAGGCUUCUGCCGAUGCUGGUGAUCGCACUGUCAAGGAUCUUGUUACCUUGUUGUACGAGACUUCCUUGUUGACUUCUGGAUUCUCUUUGGAUGACCCUAGUUCAUUUGCUAGCCGUAUUAACCGCAUGGUCUCUCUUGGUCUCUCUAUUGACGAAGAUGAACUCCCAACUGCUGAACCUGUCACUGAAACUGCCACUGAUGACAACGCUGAAGUCUCCAAGAUGGAAGAAGUAGACUAA
Molecule: messenger RNA, 2100 nt
Organism: Mucor velutinosus
Lineage: Eukaryota; Fungi; Mucoromycota; Mucoromycetes; Mucorales; Mucoraceae
Product: H(+)-transporting V1 sector ATPase subunit H
Exons: 2
Coding region: 1-2100 (699 amino acids)
Biological process (GO): cellular response to heat; protein folding; protein stabilization
Cellular component (GO): cytosol; plasma membrane; protein-containing complex
Molecular function (GO): ATP hydrolysis activity; ATP binding; ATP-dependent protein folding chaperone
Source: RefSeq, a predicted model, not a curated record